AUGUUGCAGCGUUCUAGGCUGCGGGAGAUCAGGUUCAGUUCAUUUCUGCCUUCUGGGCAUGAAAUUGAUAUCAAAAGAUCCAUUUAUACGAGAAGUUGGCUCAACUCAGCUGUAAGAGAGAAUGAGGCGGUGGUGAUGUGCACUCGGAGGCCCCCUUGUCCGUUUGGCGAUGGGCCCAGUUGCUGUGUGGCAGGCGGUGGGGUCAGGCAGGGUAGCAACGCGUGGCCGUAG
Protopolystoma xenopodis is the source of this 231-nucleotide messenger RNA. NCBI's taxonomy places the organism in Eukaryota, Metazoa, Platyhelminthes, Monogenea, Polystomatidea, Polystomatidae. The record is from the annotation of a GenBank genome assembly.